AUGUCAAUCUUUUCUUCCACACACUCAGGCGGCUUGAUUUUACCCAACACUCGCUUUUUGAUUUCACUCUGCAAUAUUUUCUUCGUUAUUACUCAGUUCACCGAUACUAUCUUUCUUGUGAUGAGCGCAUUGGGACCACCUGUGAGCAAAUUCGCUUACUCCAUUGAUUUAUCAGCAAUGUCCAUUUAUCAAUUACUAUAUGCUCACUGCUCUCUUAUGCUCAAUCAGCUCUACGCAGAAAGAUACCGCAUAUCUGGUUUUGUAUGGUUCACUUUAUGGUUAUCUGGAUGGAUGCUUUUGUGGGGCAUUGCUGCAUGUUCUAUCGUGAUUGCUUAUAAAGGAGGCGGAUUUGUCGCGAGAGUGUCAUCAAAUCCAGCAAUGUCCAAGCUAUUCAACACAUUUUUCAUUGCAGUCGCAAUCUUUGUCACUAUCACGCACAUAGUGACAUUCGUUUUGACCGUUGCAAAGCAGGUGGCCCUCGCUUCACAGAUCCAGAUUGUUCUCUCUCAGCCGUCAGGCUCAGCGACUUCUGAGACAGCCCCAACAUCGAUAGCUCAACGGAUCCAUUCCGCAAUGGAGCUCGCAUCAAUUAGGCUGCUGGUACCACUUGGAAUCAGUCUCAUAAGAAUGUUGCAAAAAGUAAAAAGUACAACCCAAAGCGAGAGAUCGGGAUCAUGUUUUCAAGUCAUCGAUUGGGAAUCAAGCACUCGCAAGGGGUCCAAGAGCAGUGAAAAAACAUUAACCUUAGAAGAAUCUAGUGAUGAUUUGUCACUAUUCAGCUUCGCUCCGUCCCUACAUUCUUCGCAACAAAACCUUCAAGAAAAAGCAGAAGCAUUAAAAAAAUUAGCUUAUGUUUCAAAAGGACUAUACGCUAUUGUCGGUCUUUGGUCUAGUUGGAUAUUCCUACGUCUAACACGUGAAAUCCAAUCAGGAGAGAAUCGAGAAAAGAGCAUCAAAAAAUCUUCUCUUACCCCUCAUGGUUCAUCACCUAGUUAUCGUUCGAAUAGGCCUUCUAUUCACACCAGACCAGGAUCAUCACCUACGCAUACUUUCAAGCAGCUAUCUUUGUUUCAAUUCCCUGGCAAGUCUGACCUUACACCACCAUGA
Molecule: messenger RNA, 1107 nt
Organism: Melampsora larici-populina 98AG31
Lineage: Eukaryota; Fungi; Basidiomycota; Pucciniomycetes; Pucciniales; Melampsoraceae
Exons: 5
Coding region: 1-1107 (368 amino acids)
Source: RefSeq, a predicted model, not a curated record